AUUCAGCCCCAAACCCAACCCUUGGGCUUGGCCCUCUCUCUCUCUCCCCUCUCUCUCUCUCUCUCUCUCUCUUCUUUCUCUCUCUGCGCUGCGGAAUUCACUGUAACCUUCACUUUCUCGGCAACUCUUCUGUACAGUCGCCGGCGUUGCCGCCGAUUAGGUGUAAAUCUCUGACUUAGAAGAGGAAGAUGGAUCACCAUGAGGAUGAUGGUCGUGUUGGAGGUGAACAUCAUGGAAAGCAAGAUGAUGAGGAAGCUGCUGCUCGACUUGAGGAGGUCAAGAAAUCAGUCGAGGCAAAAAUGGCUCUUCGACAAAGCAAUUUGAAUCCUGAAAGGCCUGAUUCAGGACAUCUAAGGACAUUGGAUUCUAGCAUCAAACGCAACACUGCAGUCAUUAAAAAGCUGAAACAGAUAAAUGAAGAGCAGCGGGAAGGGCUGAUGGAUGAGUUAAGAAACGUCAAUCUCAGUAAAUUUGUUAGUGAAGCUGUGACUUCUAUUUGUGAUGCCAAGCUUAAAAGUUCAGAUAUACAAGCAGCUGUUCAGAUCUGCUCUUUGCUUCAUCAAAGAUACAAGGACUUCUCGCCAAGCCUCACUCAAGGGCUUUUGAAAGUCUUCUUUCCUGGAAAGUCAGGGGAUGACCAAGAUGUAGACAGAAACCUGAAGGCCAUGAAGAAGCGCAGCACUCUUAAACUUCUUUUGGAACUUUACUUUGUUGGAGUUAUAGAAGACUCUGGUAUUUUUGUAAAUAUCAUCAAGGAUCUUACUAGUGUUGAACACUUAAAGGAUCGGGAUACUACUCAGACAAAUUUGACUCUUCUUUCUAGUUUUGCACGGCAAGGGAGAAUAUUUAUUGGGCUUCCUCUCUUUGGCCAAGAAAUUCAUGAAGAGUUUUUUAAGGGCCUUAAUAUCACAGCAGAACAAAAGAAAUUUUUCAGGAAGGCAUUGCAUGCAUAUUAUGAAGCUGCAGCAGAACUACUUCAGUCUGAGCAUACUUCACUUCGUCAAUUGGAGCAUGAAAAUGCAAAAAUCCUCAAUGCGAAGGGAGAGCUAAGUGAUGAAAAUAUCUCUUCCUAUGAAAAGCUGCGAAAAUCUUAUGACCAUUUGUAUCGCAAUGUCUCAUCCUUGGCAGAAGCACUUGAAAUGCAGCCUCCUGUAAUGCCAGAGGAUGGCCACACAACUAGGGUUACUAGUGGAGAAGAUGCUUCAUCUUCGGCUGGCGGGAAGGAUUCUAAUGUUUUGGAAGCCAUAUGGGAUGAUGAAGACACUAGAGCCUUCUAUGAAUGCUUACCAGAUCUCAGAGCAUUUGUACCCGCAGUUUUAUUGGGGGAAGCAGAACCCAAAGUGAAUGAGCAAUCUGCAAAGACACAAGAGCAACCAACAGAAUCGGCACCUGAAUCAGAUCAAGGUCAACAGGCUAUACAAGAUCCUGGAGAGAUUAUUGCAGACUCUGGUCCUUCGCAGGAGGGCAAAAACAUAGAGAAAGGGAAGGACAAGGAAGAGAAAGAUAAAGAAAAGACUAAAGAUCUGGAGAAAGAGAAAGCAAAAGAAAAAGAUUCUGACAAAAAGGGAGAGAGUGAAAAGGAGAAACUUAAAAGUCUUGAAGGCACAAAUUUGGAUGCUUUAUUGCAGAGGCUCCCGGGUUGCGUGAGCCGUGACCUUAUUGAUCAAUUAACUGUGGAAUUUUGUUACCUAAAUUCAAAAGCAAACCGGAAAAAGCUUGUGAGGGCAUUGUUUAAUGUCCCAAGAACAUCAUUGGAACUGCUUCCAUACUACUCACGCAUGGUUGCCACACUUUCAACUUGUAUGAAGGAUGUUUCUUCCAUGCUCCUACAGAUGCUGGAAGAGGAGUUUAACUUCUUAAUUAAUAAAAAGGAUCAAAUGAACAUUGAAACAAAAAUUAGGAAUAUUAGGUUUAUUGGAGAACUCUGCAAGUUUAGGAUUGCACCCGCUGGCCUUGUUUUUAGUUGUUUGAAGGCUUGUUUAGAUGAUUUUACUCAUCAUAACAUUGAUGUUGCUUGCAAUCUUCUGGAGACCUGUGGUCGUUUCUUGUAUCGAUCACCUGAAACUACUGUUCGGAUGGCUAACAUGUUGGAGAUAUUGAUGCGUUUGAAAAAUGUCAAAAAUUUAGAUCCUCGGCAUAGCACCCUGGUAGAAAAUGCUUACUAUCUGUGCAAACCACCUGAGAGAUCUGCACGAGUCACAAAAGUCCGUCCUCCAUUGCAUCAGUAUAUAAGAAAAUUAUUAUUUUCGGAUCUUGAUAAGUCUACCAUUGAGCAUGUUCUGAGACAACUUCGUAAAUUACCAUGGAGUGAAUGUGAGCCAUACCUUUUAAAGUGCUUUAUGAAGGUUCACAAAGGGAAGUAUGGUCAGAUUCACUUGAUUGCUUCUCUCACUGCUGGUUUGAGUCGCUACCAUGAUGAAUUUGCUGUGGCUGUUGUUGAUGAGGUUUUGGAAGAGAUUCGGCUUGGUUUAGAAUUGAAUGAUUAUGGGAUGCAGCAGAGGCGCAUUGCCUAUAUGCGAUUCUUAGGGGAGCUAUACAACUAUGAGCAUGUAGAUUCAUUUGUUAUUUUUGAGACGCUAUAUUUGAUUCUCAUCUUUGGCCAUGGCACAUCAGAGCAAGACUUGCUGGAUCCACCAGAAGAUUGUUUUCGCAUCAGGAUGGUUAUUACUCUUCUUGAAACCUGCGGGCACUACUUUGACCGAGGUUCUUCUAAAAGGAAACUUGAUCGAUUUUUGAUGCACUUUCAGAGAUAUAUACUCAGCAAAGGUGCAUUACCACUAGAUAUUGAAUUUGACUUACAGGACCUAUUUGCGGAGUUACGCCCCAACAUGACUCGAUACUCAUCCAUUGAGGAAGUGAAUGCAGCUCUGGUAGAAUUUGAGGAGCAUGAACAUACCAUCUCAUCUGACAAGGCAAAUAGUGAGAAGCACUCUGACUCUGAAGUGCCUUCGAGCAGGAGUACGUUCAAAACCAUUUCAGCAAAUGGACAGAGUGUUGUGAAUGGCACUGAGGAAAAUGGUAGGGUACAUCAUGACCUUGGAGACAGUGACAGUGAUUCGGGGAGUGGUACUGUUGAUCCCGAGGGACAGGAUGAAGAAGAGUUGGAUGAAGAGAAUCAUGAUGGUGGAUGUGAUAGUGAGGAGGAGGAUGAUGACGAUGAUGGGGGUGGACUUGCUUCUGAUGAGGAUGAUGAAGUCCAUGUAAGGCCGAAGGUGACAGAAGUUGAUCCUCAGGAAGAAGCAAAUUUUGAGCAAGAGCUCAGGGCUGUUUUGCAGGAGAGUAUGGAGCAGCGCAGGCUUGAGCUGCGCGGCCGACCUACUUUAAAUAUGAUGAUUCCAAUGAAUGUGUUUGAAGGGUCCAUGAAGGAUCAUCAUGGAAGGGGGAUUGGAGGGGAAAGUGGUGAUGAGGCGUUAGAUGAGGAGGCUGGGGAAAGGAAGGAGAUCCAGGUAAAAGUUCUUGUGAAGCGUGGGAACAAGCAACAAACGAAGCAGAUGUACAUUCCUCGGGAUUGCUCGCUUGUACAGAGCACAAAACAGAAGGAAGCAGCUGAGCUUGAAGAGAAACAAGAUAUCAAGAGGCUGGUCUUGGAAUAUAAUGAUAGAGAAGAGGAGGAACUAAAUGGAUUAGGGACCCAAACUUUGAACUAUAUGCAGACUGGGGGCAACAGAAUUUCCGGCCGAGGCCACACUUGGGAAGGAAGCAGCGGAAGAGGUGGAACACGUCAUCGGCAUCAUAACCAUUCCAGCGGGGGAGUUUAUUACAGCAGGAAAAAGUGAAAUGAUUCGACUUAGCAAAUACCAGAAAAUCAAUUUGACAGGUGCCUCCCUUUUGCAAAUAUGGUUCACUUGUGAAUCAUCAAUCCAUGCAUGAUACUGUAAGAUCAACCAUGAUUUAUACAAGGCAUUCCUUUCCAAUGGUGAAGCGGUGCCUUUUUGCGUGAUCACCGCAGAGUUUCCCUCCAUAUUCCGGCAAGAUUAAUUAAUGUUCUCAUCUUGUCAGAAGAAAGUAGUGGUUUCGGCAAGUAUAGAUAUACAGAAGAUUGUUGACCAGGAAUGUAGAGCGAUACGCAUUUUGAUGUGUGAUUUUUGAGGCAAGCACACCAAAUCUGCUAAUAUGCCCUAAUACCGGCUUGUGCUGCAACUAGAUUCUGCUCGUUCUGCAUAUAUACCUGUGAUCCGUUAAUAUGAAGAAUGAAAUAGGAUGAAAAGUGUGGUUGGGUUUUCUACCUUGAGGUUUAUAUUUUAUGUUAAUGUUUAUGUUUAUGUAUUUUGUAAGUGAGACUGUGUGUCUCGCUUAGACAAUAACAAGAGAGUGGUAACCUUAUUUGACUAAUUUCUUGUAUGAUAUUUUUGUGCAAAGCUGUGCAACUA
This is a messenger RNA of Ziziphus jujuba (common jujube), 4370 nucleotides long. Its product is annotated as regulator of nonsense transcripts UPF2. The transcript is spliced from 18 exons. The coding region runs from base 189 to 3776 and encodes 1195 amino acids. Gene Ontology annotation, biological process: nuclear-transcribed mRNA catabolic process, nonsense-mediated decay. Gene Ontology annotation, molecular function: protein binding; RNA binding. Gene Ontology annotation, cellular component: cytoplasm; exon-exon junction complex. The record is from RefSeq and is a predicted model, not a curated record. Lineage: Eukaryota; Viridiplantae; Streptophyta; Magnoliopsida; Rosales; Rhamnaceae.